UUAGCUAAAGUACAUUUAAUUUAUUUGAUCAAUGGAGGACGUGCAAAAACACAGCGUGCACACGCUUAUAUUCCGCUCCCUAAAGCGCACACACGAUCUGUUCGUCUCCAAUCAAGGAAACCUGCCAGAUGUCGACGACCGACUGGACAAGCAGCGGCGGUCAAUCAAGGCCAAAGAUACCUAUGGCUCCUUGCUUGACAGGGUUGCGACAGCCAAUGAGCCCAGAAGGACACCAUCAGGACAUGCCGUGGAAAGACCACUGGCCAUCACAGACGGGAGCACAGACACUGCUAACAGCAUGUUGAAAUUCAAUGCCGAUGCGCGUCGCCCCGACACGGUGUUGUCCAUACCGGGUAGCAAUAGCACAUCCCUCGUACGGGCCUCCAUGCCCAACAAUGGCAAUGGACCCGGAUCCAAUGGCGCCAGCAAUCUGCAGCUCAUACCAAAGAAGGCACCCACCAUACCGAAGCCCAAGUGGCAUGCACCCUGGAAACUCUCGCGCGUUAUUUCAGGACAUUUGGGUUGGGUCCGUUGCAUAGCUGUAGAGCCGGGCAACGAGUGGUUCGCCACCGGUGCCGGGGAUCGUGUCAUCAAAAUCUGGGAUUUGGCCAGCGGUAAGCUGAAACUCUCGCUCACCGGCCACGUGAGCACCGUGCGGGGAUUGGCAGUCAGCACCAAGCAUCCGUAUCUGUUCAGCUGCGGCGAGGAUCGUCAGGUGAAGUGCUGGGAUCUGGAGUACAACAAAGUGAUCCGACAUUACCAUGGCCAUCUGUCUGCAGUCUACUCGCUGGCCCUCCAUCCGACCAUCGAUGUGCUGGCCACCUCUGGGCGCGAUUCCACGGCUCGCAUCUGGGACAUGAGGACCAAGGCCAAUGUGCACACGCUGACCGGGCACACCAAUACGGUGGCUAGUGUGGUGGCCCAGGCCACCAAUCCACAGAUCAUCACUGGAUCCCACGACUCGACCGUGCGCCUGUGGGAUCUAGCUGCCGGCAAGAGCGUCUGCACCCUGACCAACCACAAGAAGUCUGUGCGCAGCGUUGUGCUGCAUCCAUCGUUGUACAUGUUCGCCUCCGCCUCGCCCGACAACAUCAAGCAGUGGCGCUGUCCCGAGGGCAACUUCGUGCAAAACAUCUCCGGCCACACGGCCAUUGUCAACUGUAUGGCGGCCAAUAACGAUGGUGUGCUCGUCUCUGGCGGCGACAACGGCACCAUGUUCUUCUGGGACUGGCGCACCGGCUACAAUUUCCAGCGAUUCCAGGCCCCCGUCCAGCCCGGCUCCAUGGACAGCGAGGCGGGUAUAUUUGCCAUGUGCUUCGACCAUUCGGGCACGCGUCUUAUCACCGCUGAGGCGGACAAGACAAUCAAGGUGUACAAGGAGGAUGACGAGGCCAGCGAGGAGACGCAUCCAGUCAACUGGCGGCCAGAUCUGCUGAAGCGUCGCAAGUUCUAAGCUCUAUCCAGUAGUCUGUAGUCCAACAAAAAUAUAAUCUAUAAUUUAAGCGAGAAAUGACCCGAAAUAGAUUCGAUUAAAUAAUGGUUCGUUCCCAAUGAAUUCUA
Drosophila persimilis is the source of this 1560-nucleotide messenger RNA. RefSeq names its product pleiotropic regulator 1 (gene Tango4). Gene Ontology annotation, molecular function: protein binding. The transcript has 2 exons. Lineage: Eukaryota; Metazoa; Arthropoda; Insecta; Diptera; Drosophilidae. Gene Ontology annotation, biological process: mRNA splicing, via spliceosome. The coding region runs from base 32 to 1453 and encodes 473 amino acids. Gene Ontology annotation, cellular component: catalytic step 2 spliceosome; precatalytic spliceosome; Prp19 complex. The record is from RefSeq and is a predicted model, not a curated record.